CUCCUGCUCCCUCCAUGGCACGCCCUCCCCCGCCGUGAGCUCGGCGCCCAGCCCCAACUCCCAGUCGAGCCCUUCCCCCUGGUCUCCAUAGCACGUGCGCCCUGGAGCUCACCGUGCCCAGCCAAACUCUUCUGUGCGCGCGUCUGCUGCCUCUGCUCGGUCCCUGCUGCGAGCUCGUCGGCGUUGCCCCUACUUCCAUGGCUGGUCGCGCCCCUGCUCAUCUUCCUCGUGUGCGCCUGCUCCCCAUGGAUGGCUGCCAGCCCUUGUUCCUCCAUCGGAUUGCGCUUCGGCCCCUCCCAUGGCGCCCGGCGGUCCUCACCUCUGCUCCUCUGCGCCGCCGUUCUCUAGGCCCGGCCUCAAGCUCCCUCGGCACCCUCUCUCCUCUUCUCUCCCUCAUCCUCAACCUCCAGCCGUGGAGCUUCCCCGCCGCAGCCUAGCUCCCUCUAUCCGUUCCCAGCCGCGGAGCUCCUGUGCGCGCGAGUUCCUUUGGUGGACGCGCGCUGGCCGUGAUCCACCUCACCCCAUCGCGGCGCUCCAGCUCGCUGCGCGCCCUGCUCCACUAUGUCGAUCCGCCUAUCUCCCUGAGCUCACCCCUGUGCUCGGAUUUUCCGUCUCGUCCAUGGUGCUCUCCUCAGCCGCAACUUGCCGAGUUCCGCCUUUCUCCGCUCUCCCUGCUCGCCUAGGUUGGAUGGGGAUCCACCUGGUGGCGUUUGUGGCAGCGGGGGCUUCCUGCAGGCGUUUCAUGUGUCGGCGCUGCUGGUUGGAACCGUUGCUCGUCGAUCCAGUGAGUCGUCGUCGAUGGAUAUCCCCUGCGUGUUUACCCGAAAAUCACCGCGUGCGUUGGUCGCCCUAUGUGCUCGACCUUGUCUUGUCGCAGAACCCCAACGUCGUCGAUAUCCAGCUCGCCAAAUGUUCGAUGGAACGUCUAAUCUGAUAAUUGUAGCCGAUUGUGGGGAUUUUCAAGUUUAUUUGGAAGCGGUAAGGACUCGUCGUUUAUAUUCUAUUUAUUUUACCUCCGAAGUAAUUAUGGUGUGUGUCGAUAGUUAUUUAUUUGGAAAAGCGAUGCCUUGUCAUAGUAGUAGUGAAAUGGAAAUGUGCCCUUGAGCAAUUUCUAUAAGUAUUUUGGUGAUUAAAUGCCCAACACAUGUUAAUUGAGUCCUCAUGUGCUAAAUGUGUGAAAAGUGAAAAUCAAGGUACAAGGUAUGUUUCUAGACUUAGUACAUUGUUUUUUAGUACUAACAUGUUUAUCUAAGUGACUAGAAACAAUGUCGAGAAGAGAAGAAACGAAUUGGAAAAGAGUUGGCUGCGUACAGCCAACACCUACUUGGGCCUAGCACACUGGACUGUCCGGUGGCGCACCGGACAGUGUCUGGUGCGCUAGGCUGGUCGAUGGUGAACCGGUUGCUCUCGGGAAACGGAAAAGGCGAUGUAGCUAUAAUCACCGGACUAUCCGGUGUGCACCGGACAAUGUCCGGUGCGCCAACCAGCCCCGAGGAGCAACGGUCGGAUGCGCCCGAUAUGGAAGGAGAUUGCGCACUGGACCUGAACAGUAGUUGUUCGGUGGUGCACCGGACUGUCCGGUGCACCACUCGACAGAAGGAAGGAAUUGCCUUCCAAGUUGGUCUCCAACGGCUCCUAGCUACCUUAGGGCUAUAAAAGAGACCCCCUAGGCGCAUGGAGGAGAAGACCAAGCAUUCUCUAAGCAUACUAAGGCAUCCAGACUCCGCUCCCACGCAUUUGCUUCGUUGUGUUAGUGAUUUGAGCUCCAUUCGAGUUGUGAACUCCCUGUGUUGUUCUUUGAGCUCAAGUCUUCACUUGUGUGCGUGGUUGUGCUGCGUAUUUGAGUCUUGUGUGUGUUGCUCUCCUCCCUUACUUCUGUGUUUCUUUUGUGAUCAUCAUUGUAAGGGCGAGAGGCUCCAAAUUGUGAAGAUUCCUCGCAAACGGGAGAAAGCCUAU
Zea mays is the source of this 1956-nucleotide messenger RNA. RefSeq lists its product as uncharacterized. The record is from RefSeq and is marked predicted. NCBI's taxonomy places the organism in Eukaryota, Viridiplantae, Streptophyta, Magnoliopsida, Poales, Poaceae. The coding region runs from base 299 to 934 and encodes 211 amino acids. The transcript has a single exon.